AUGACAGACGUAGUCAUAAUCAUUUGCCAGAGUCUGCUCUCCGAUUCCAACGUCUCUCCAACCACCCUUGCCGACAGUGUCAUCUUUUCCAUCAAGAGACAACGUAGAUGCGAGCGCAAGCGACAGGGAUUCGCCAACGGCACACGGGUAAAGUUCAGUGUUGAUAUCGAGCGUGAAGGUAGUAAGAGAAUCCGAAGAAGUGCAGCUCAGACGAGAAACGCGGUCAUACUUCUGCGAAUUGAUCGCGGUGAUCGUGAAGGUGUCUUCGAAGAGUUGGGGAUCCGACAUGGUCACGGUGGAAGGAUGGGUGUCAAGAGAAUUCAUACUCUACAUCCUAACACUCUUCUACGUGCAAUAAUGUCUUUUCGGAAACGAAAUAUAGGUCUUUCCUCUGGUAGCGAUCGCUCCACUGCACCAGCUCCGGCCGUGCAGCAGCCACAAACAGCUACACCAGCCCCGGUUGCCGGAGUACGACCUUCUCCCGAUGAUGGACGUCCGACGACGUCUACAGGAACGCUUUCGUUGGACAACCUCUUAGCUGGACACGCUGGGAUUCCACUUGGGAAAACGCUACUUAUCGAGGAAAAUGGAACAACAGACUUUGCAGGUGCAUUGUUACGGUUCUACGCAGCGGAGGGUAUAGUUCAGGACCAUAGAGUGCAUGUCAUUGGAAUGACCGAUCAGUGGGGGAGAUCUCUGCCAGGUUUAAUCGGGGCAGCAGAUGCAGGAGAGGAGAAGGUAGACAGACGGAAAGAAGAAAAAAUGAAGAUCGCUUGGAGAUACGAGAGGCUUGGCGAAUUUGGGGCCGGGAUCGCUGGAUCAAGAACGCGAGCACCUGCGGGAGACAAGAACCAGGGUUCGCCUGAUGGAAGUACAGCGCCCAAGUCACCGACCUUCUGUCAUGCUUUUGACCUCACAAAACGCUUGACACAUCCAUCUCUUUCUACUAUCGAUUAUAUACCCAUCACACCGUCGAGAGGCUCGCCUUAUACAGCCGCGUACCAAAGGCUACAAGCUGCCAUUGCUUCUAGCCCUUCGAACACGAUUCACCGCGUUGUAAUACCAUCGAUCCUGAACCCCGGUCUAUACCCGCCCGAAGCUGGUCAGCCAGAAUAUCUGUUGCAAUUCUUCCACUCCUUGCGUGCGCUUGUAACGACAUACGCUGAGCGCAUCACAGUGAUGAUUACGCUCCCUUUGUCUCUCUAUCCUCGAUCGUCUGGUCUCGUGCGGUGGGCUGAGCUUCUAAGUGAUGGGGUGAUCGAGCUCUGUCCCUUUCCACAUUCGUCGGAUGCCAUUGCGACGUCAGGAGCUGCAACAGCACAAGAGGAGCCACCACAAGGCAUGCUCAAAACGCAUCGGCUGCCUGUCAUGCAUGAACGCGGCGGGGGUAGUGAUCAAAAUAUUGGUGAAGACUGGGCUUUCACCCUUAGUCGAAGAAAAUUCGAGAUCAAGCCAUUCAGUCUUCCACCAGCGGAAGGUGACAAUGAAGCACAACAGAGCGCUGCCGGUGGCAUGCCCAAGAAAGCAGAUCUCGAAUUCUAA
Paecilomyces variotii is the source of this 1542-nucleotide messenger RNA. Its product is annotated as PAXNEB protein-domain-containing protein. NCBI's taxonomy places the organism in Eukaryota, Fungi, Ascomycota, Eurotiomycetes, Eurotiales, Thermoascaceae. The transcript has 3 exons. Gene Ontology annotation, cellular component: elongator holoenzyme complex; cytoplasm; transcription elongation factor complex. Bases 1 to 1542 code for a protein of 513 amino acids. The record is from RefSeq and is a predicted model, not a curated record. Gene Ontology annotation, biological process: tRNA wobble uridine modification.